Messenger RNA from Cuscuta epithymum, 2397 nucleotides. The record is from the annotation of a GenBank genome assembly. NCBI's taxonomy places the organism in Eukaryota, Viridiplantae, Streptophyta, Magnoliopsida, Solanales, Convolvulaceae.
CACCCUUUUGGCCCAAUAGCAGCUUUCAAUAUUUUUUUUAUAUAUAAACUACGCUCACCUCACUCUUCUGCCUAUAGGAAUGGGGUUUCCAAAUAAUUGUAAUGGCGGCUGGAGCCAAAUCGUUGCAAUACAUUAUUUUACGAAUACAAUAAUUUAGCACUGAAGUCGACGUUUAUGGGCGGGAAAACUGUGCGUUAAAAAUCUUUUCCUUUUAGAUUAAGGUAGAUUUCUGCCUCACCCAGUCACGUACCCCGCCCCAGCCCCGCGCCCCAUCCGCUUUGCGGCCUGGUAGUUCUUCUCACUUCUCAGCUUCUCGGAGUUUUGGCUGCCAUCUGCAGUUCAGCUCAUCGGCUCAACAACCCCAGCGGCCUAGUAGGUUUUCAUUUGCCAAUCCUGUAACCCUAAAAGCUGCCUUGAAAACCUAUUUGGAAGAACGAUUUAGAAACAUACAAUAAAACUUCUAAUGGAAAGCAGCAAUGGAAGUACAACUGGAGGCAGAGAGUGGAUGGCUGAGGAUGCCAUUGCUGGAAAUGCAGAGGCGGUCCGUGCUCUUCGGGAACUCAUUAUGUAUCCACUCCUGUAUUCUCAAGAGUCUCAAAAGCUUGGCCUCAAAUGGCCUCGUGGCUUGUUGCUCUAUGGUCCACCUGGUACUGGAAAGACAAGUUUGGUUAGAGCAGUUGUUCAAGAAUGUGGAGCACAUUUGACUGUUAUUAGCCCACACAGUGUCCAUAGAGCACAUACUGGAGAAAGCGAGAGAGUUUUGCGGGAAGCAUUUGCAAAAGCAUCGUCUCAUGCAAACCUUGGGAAGCCAUCUGUUAUCUUCAUAGACGAAAUUGAUGUACUAUGCCCUCGUCGUGAUUCUAGAAGAGAACAAGAUGUACGUGUAGCUUCUCAGCUCUUUAUGUUGAUGGACUCUAAUAAGUCCGUUUCAACAUCUGGAUUACAUGUUGUUGUAGUGGCAUCAACUAAUAGGGUUGACACACUCGACCCGGCUCUAAGAAGAUCUGGGCGUUUUGAUGCUGAGAUUGAAGUCACAACCCCUAAUGAAGAUGAACGCUUUCAUAUCCUCAAUCUUUACACUAAGAAGCUUCCAUUGGACCCCAGUGUUGACCUGCAGUCAAUCGCUGCCUCUUGUAAUGGCUAUGUUGGGGCAGAUUUAGAAGCUUUAUGCCGCGAAGCUACUAUGUCUGCUGUCAGACGAUCUUCAGAAUUAGAUCAAGUAGAUUGCUCUUGGAACAUAACAGUGGAUGACUGGAGGCAUGCCAAAUCUAUUGUUGGUCCUAGUAUAACAAGAGGUGUAGUUGUGGAAAUUCCAAAGGUUUCUUGGGAGGAUAUUGGAGGACUACAAGGCAUAAAGAAAAAGCUACAGCAAGCUGUAGAGUGGCCGUUAAGGCAUUCUGAAGCAUUUGCGCGGUUGGGAGUAUCACCUCUUCAUGGCAUCCUUCUUCAUGGACCUCCAGGGUGCUCUAAAACCACCCUUGCAAAAGCUGCUGCUCAUGCUGCACAGGCUUCCUUUUUUUCGUUGAGUGGUGCAGAAUUGUAUUCGAUGUAUGUCGGUGAAGGUGAAGCUUUGUUGCGCAAUACAUUUCGAAGAGCUCGACUUGCAGCACCAAGCAUUAUUUUCUUUGAUGAAGCUGAUGUCAUUGCUGCCAAACGUGGUGGAAGUUCUAGCGGAAGCAGCCUUGUUGGGGAGAGACUUCUGUCUACUCUUUUGACUGAAAUGGAUGGCCUGGAGCAAAUGAAGGGGAUUCUUGUUUUAGCUGCAACCAAUCGCCCUCAGGCAAUUGAUGCUGCACUUAUGCGACCUGGGCGCUUCGAUCUGGUUCUCUAUGUGCCGCCACCAGAUUUGGAAGCUCGAUGUGAGAUCCUUCGUGUGCAUACACGUAACAUGAAGUUAGAUGCCGAUGUUGACAUUAGGCAAGUAGCUGAGAAUAUGGAUCUCUACACAGGGGCAGAGUUGGAAGGGCUGUGCAGAGAAGCCGGAAUUGUUGCUUUAAGAGAAGAUAUUUCAGCCACUGUUGUGUGUGAUCGACACUUCCAAACCGUCAGGCAGUCACUAAAGCCAGCGCUCACCCAGGGAGAAAUUGAAUCAUAUUCCUCCUUUAUGAAGAAGGAGAAGGAGAAGAACCCAUCUCUCUGUUCUUCUAGUACACUUGAAUCCUCCAGCUACAAUCAGAGCAGCAAGACAAGUCGGCAUCUUUUGAUGAGUCCUGCUCUUAGAAUCUGUAUUUUUAGUGUAGUUUUGUAUGCUGCUGCAAUUUAUGCGUUCACACCGGCCGUUCUAUUGUCUAAAGAACUAAGUACUUAGAAUUUCAUUGUGUUUGUGUUGCUUAGUUCUGAACAAAUAUUAUGUACGGUACUAUAUUAUAUCUAAAAAAGGUAAAUCAUUCGUUUCAG